Moneuplotes crassus is the source of this 1523-nucleotide messenger RNA. Lineage: Eukaryota; Ciliophora; Spirotrichea; Euplotida; Euplotidae. The record is from the annotation of a GenBank genome assembly.
AUUUUAAGGCCAAAUCCCUUUUGUCUAAAAUGAAUGGAGAUAAAAGAGCUGGGAUGCACUCUGUAGACAUAAAGAGUGUCUCCCCACUUGAAUACCGAAAGAAACGACUUGGGCGGAAGGUAACACUACCUGAUACUUUCCCUGAAAAAGUACUUGAGAUCGAGUCAUGGAUCGAUAAAGGAGAGUUUGUCAAGGAAGAUUUAGACGAGCUAAUGCUUAUUUACUCUCAAGUUGUAGAGUAUUAUAACAGUAUCAACAGUGAGAAAGCAAGCUAUUAUGCUGAUAGGAUACAAGUUACUCUUAUGAAGCCGAAUGUACUGGAAAGAAUGAUGCUUUCUUCAAAAGAGCCAAAUGAAGUUCUUAAAAAGGAUCAGGAAAUUAUUUCCAAAAGAGAGCAAGAAAAGAAGAUGGACCAUAACCAAAGAUCCAUCAAAAAGACUCAAGAAUACAACCGGAAGAAGAAAGAACGGAGUCAUGAAAUGAUAAAAGAGAAAAAGAAAACACUUGAAAAGAGUAUUGAAGAAACCCACAGAGCUGAAGACACCAGUGUGGAUCAUGUAGCCAAAGACCUAAUCAAACAAAGCACUGACUUUCAUAAAAGAUUAGCAGAAAGAAGAAGGAAAAAUGGAUUCAUCAAUAGCUGUAAAAAUGCUAAUUCUCAGUCCUUCUUCAAGUUCGAAUCAACGAAUCUCGGAAAUAGAUUCGAGAAAGAUAGUAGUACAAUUAUUCAAAAUGUUAGCAUUAUUAAAAAGGAAGCAAGUGAUAUUGAGGAUGAUGAAAGCUUUAGCUUGGAACUCCUCAAUAAACUUCCCGAUACAACAACUUCAACUCUGAAUAUCACAAACAAGACACCUAAUGCUCCACCUCAUGACAAUCUCAAAAUUGGGACAUCUCUUAGCGAAGAAAAUGAAGAAGAGGAGAGUGAAGAUGAACUUCUCGAAGAGAAUCUUAAAGAAAUUUGGAAAGAGUGUGAAAAGGUCUUUGAAACUAUUCAAGUAGAGAAAGAAGAGGCUACAAACAAAUUCAUUGAAGAAUUGACCACCAAAAAGUUUGAACUGAUUGCUGAGUUAAAAGCUGAAAUGAAAAUUAGAUUAUCCCAAGCUGACAAUGAGCAAGAAAAAUCUUCAAUUGAGCAAGAAUAUCAAAAUAAAAUAACCAAAACUGAGAUAAACUUAAAAAGAGAAAAGGAUGAGGGACUCUCAGAUAUCAAAAAUAGGUUCUUCAAAAGAAAGAAGUCUAUCAUGAGUAAGAUAGAUAUCGAGAGCGCUAAGUCUAAGCUUAAGGCAUCUUUCCAAUCCAAGAACAUGAGCUUCCUAUCCACCCCUUCUUCUCAUUCUUUUUAUCUCUCACCUUAUGAACAAUCACCUAAAAAGGCGGCUCAGGUUGAAGGAUUGGUUUCAAAAGAGUAUGUAAUGAAACCUUCUCCGAAAACCUUGCUGUCCCCUUCUGCUCCUCCAAAGAACAUGCCAAAGACACCCACAAGGAUGAAGAAGAUAGACUUCGGUCUGCCAAACUAAGGAAUC